Ramularia collo-cygni is the source of this 1974-nucleotide messenger RNA. RefSeq lists its product as uncharacterized. The transcript has a single exon. NCBI's taxonomy places the organism in Eukaryota, Fungi, Ascomycota, Dothideomycetes, Mycosphaerellales, Mycosphaerellaceae. Bases 1 to 1974 code for a protein of 657 amino acids. The record is from RefSeq and is a predicted model, not a curated record.
AUGCACUACAACAAUUCCCUCCACGACGUCGAUCUCAUCUGCAAAGACGAAGCGGCUCGCAAACUCCGCCUUUCCUUCGUCAUCGCCUCCAACGACAACGACGAGCUUCGUGAUCUUCUCUCCCAAGAAGAAUUGCGCUGUGAUUCCUUUGAACAACUUGUCGCGGCACAUCUCGCUCGCGCGCAAUCGGCGGAAACGCGUCUACAAAAUGUCGAGGACCUCCUCCGAGAUCGCGAACAAGAGAUUGGAACUCUUCGCGCCGAAUCACAUGCUCUGCAAUUGUCGGCCGCCGAUUCCGAGGCCUUUUUGACGGAGAAGUUGGCGUUGACCAGAGAAUUGUCGACGUUGAGGCCACAAUUGGAACACUUGCAGAAACAGGCGCAAGACAGUGAGAAGCUGUUGGGGGAGAAGUGGGAAUUGCAGCGAUUGUUGUCCGAUGCCCAGUGUGAGGUGGAGAAUGCGAGACGAGAUGCCAAACGCGCGCUGGCCAAGCGGAGGAAUACGGGCGUCGAAAUUGCACAGGAAGAGGAAGUGGCCAUGUUGAAGCGCGAUUUGGCGCGGGAGAAGCGGGCGCGGGCGAGGGCCGAGGAGGCGGCCGAUGUCACGCACAUGGAUGUCGGGGUGGAGGAUGUGAGGAAGGAACUGGCGAAGGAGAAGCGGGCGCGACAAAAGGCCRAGGAGGAGUUGGACGCCGCCCAACAAAACACGCAGGCCGAGGAUGUGCGGAGGGAUUUGUUGAGGGAGAAGAAAGCAAAGGCUAAGUUGGAGGAACGGGUUGAGGCGUUGUUACUGGACGUGGAGAGGGAGAAGAAGGCGGCUUCCCGUGCUGCCAAACGCGCUGAUGGGAUUGCAGAGGCCGAUGAUCAGGUGGAACUCCUCCGCGACGAAGUGGAACAGGAAAAGAAGCUCCGUCUGAAAGCUGAAAAGGCCGUACAAAAGGCUCUCGACGACUUUGAGGCGCAAAAGGCCACGCUGGACGAAAAGCUGGGCCAAUUUCGCAACAAACUCAAGUCCACCAAGGAGAAGUUGAAAGAAACCGAAGCCGACCUCGCAGCGGCGCAGAAGAUGAGUGUGAAUGUGAAGCCUUCUGCAGCUGCGGCGAACCCCAAGAAACGCAGCGCUGCAGUAGCCGCCACCUUUGACGCCGAUGCCACAACCCUGGGAACUCCCGGCGACGGUGGUCCGGCAGCGAAACGUGGGAGGAAAGCCGCGCAAGGGGUGGGAGAUAAAUCCACCUUCUCCAUCACCCCCUUUCUUAACAGGACCGCGAACAUCCUUCCCGAAGACAGCCCGAUUGUGGAGGAAGAUGAAGAUGUCGCAGAGGACGAAGCAGCAGCCAAAGCAGAUUCCCCCACUCUCAUCAAACAACCYCCCGUUCUAGCUCCUCUAUCCACCAACACCAAGAAACCCGCCGCUGCUCGGCAACGCAAAGCCAAAGCCGCACCCGCGAAGAAGAAUCAAUUGGAUGCCGUGGUGGAGGACGAUGAGGAUGCGGAGCGCGUUCACCAUCAAGGACAAGAGAAUGCUCAAACCCAACGCAUCAAAACCAAGGAGGUCGACGGCAGUGGCGAUGAAGGUCGCAACCCCGCUCAAAAGGAAAAGAAGAAGAAGAGAAAAUCUCUUGCCGAUUUCAAGACCUUUGACGUCGAACCCGAAGUCAGCAAAAAGAAUAAGACGGCGCAGAAGAGUCGCAAACUCGGCGGAGUCGGCAAGACCCUUUUCGACGAUCAUGACGCUGAGGAGACGGCGGUCGGGGGCGGGGGCAAGGGAAGAGGAUUAUUUGGCGGCAGAGGAUUUGGGGCGUUGGGGGGCGGGGGGCUGAGGAAAGGGGUUCUUGGGAAGGGAAUGGGGAGUUCGGGAAUGGCUACCAAGGGGAGUUCUUCCAUGUUGAUGCAGGCGGGAGAUGGAAGUGGCUUUGUCUUUUCGCCUCUCAAGCGAAGGGUGAGGAAUCUGGAUGAUACGCUCAUGGGUUGA